Molecule: messenger RNA, 1272 nt
Organism: Macrosiphum euphorbiae (potato aphid)
Lineage: Eukaryota; Metazoa; Arthropoda; Insecta; Hemiptera; Aphididae
Source: the annotation of a GenBank genome assembly
AUGCUUACAAAGACCAAAGGAUGCCUACAACUAGUUGGAGUAUUAAUUUCGAUAUGGCUGGGGCAUGUUGGAAGCCAAGCUGUGGUGGACAAUCGAUGCUAUUUGGAAAAUGGAGGUUCGGCCGAAAGCUUCUUCGUGUCCGAAGAUGUACCAGUCGGAUCUAUUAUUGGCGUUUUGAAGAUAAACGGAGACACGUCCGAAACUGGAAACAUAAAUUUAUCACUGAAAGAGGUGGACAGUCCGGUCGCCAUCCUACCCGGUACAAAAGAACUCAGCCUGACCAAACUAUUGGAUAAAGAAGGUAUUUCCGGACCAUCUUCCGUUUACGUAAAUGUGAUCUGCGAGCGAAAACAUACAGCUGAUCCCAACUUCGCCAUUCCAGUGAGCAUUCGAGUCACCGACGCCAACGACAACGCUCCCAUAUUUGUCAAUGCCCCUUACGUACUCAAUAUAUCAGAGGUGACCGUGGUCGGGACCAGAGUGUUGCAGGGCAUCAAAGCCGUCGACGCCGAUCAACUCGGACCGUUUUCCACCGUACACUAUACCGUGCUUCCGGGACCGCAUUCGGAUUUUUUCGUUUUCGUCAAUGGCCUAGAAGGAACCCUGGUGUUAAGAAAAGCGUUGGACUACGAAACCCUUUCAAAUUUUACCAUCGGUAUUCGAGCACAGGAUCAAGGCAAUCCACCGCAAUAUACAGAUACAGUCAUAUUUGUUAACAUUAUUGAUGCAGAUGAUCAAAAUCCAAAGUUUUACGACGAAAGAUAUACUGCUACUUUACCUGAUAGUGCUGUCAAAGGCACAAAACUUAGGGUGUUUCCAAGAGAAAUUGCUGCAUACGAUCAAGACCUCGGAAUAAACGCUAAUAUAUUUUACACUCUGAACUCUGAUACUCAAGACUCUCGAUACUUUGAACUGGACAGAGUUUCGGGUAGUGUUACCGUUAAACGUGCCAUUCCAGAAGACGAUUUGUUGCAACCUGUCACCAUGGUCAUUCGAGCCACACAAUUCGAUAACGCCGAUCGUUACGCACUGGCCACGUUGGCUAUAAGCCGACCGGGUACGUCACUUCGUGAACUUCAGUUUCUACAAGACCACUAUCAGGCAGGAGUGCUGGAAAACGUGCCGUUGGAAAGCGUCCUGCUGACCGUGAUCACUAACAAACCAAAGGACAAGCGGCUGAAGUAUUGGCUGAGCAACUAUACGGACAUAUUUUCAAUAUCGAUCAACUGGCGACAUCGUUUUGAAAAAACCACUGGAUUACGAAACGAUUGA